Molecule: messenger RNA, 3409 nt
Organism: Tachysurus vachellii
Lineage: Eukaryota; Metazoa; Chordata; Actinopteri; Siluriformes; Bagridae
Product: serine/threonine-protein phosphatase 2A 55 kDa regulatory subunit B beta isoform-like
Exons: 9
Coding region: 548-1879 (443 amino acids)
Biological process (GO): peptidyl-serine dephosphorylation
Cellular component (GO): protein phosphatase type 2A complex; cytosol
Molecular function (GO): protein phosphatase regulator activity; protein binding
Source: RefSeq, a predicted model, not a curated record
ACGUAUUUGUUUUCCAUGUCCACACUACAAUUGCAGUUAGUAUUAGAAUUAGUACGCGCGACUGCUAUAGAAGCUAUAGGAUAUGGCGCGUUAACUCCGCCCCCUUCGCGCUCCAGAAGGUGGAAAAUCCCGUCUUAACACUCAAACCCUCAUUUCCGCGUCCAGUGCCCUUCAUUCACAACGCAGUUCCUUCCAGGCGUUUUUAUUUCAUUUUUUCCCCUAUACAAGAAAGCCUAGAUCCACCGGUUAGUGUAAGAAGUGGUUUCCUACUUCUUCACUUAAAGAUGAAUUGGUGAGCUGCUCCUGCCGUGAGUCUGAUCUCAUUGCGCACAGCUGCGCGCAUCCUUGAUCACCGGCUUUCCAGUGGAUGCGCCCCGAGGCAACACGACCUCAUCCGCCGGUACCGACUGAUUCCUCCCUCGUGUUCAAGACAGACGCAGCAGACACGAGAAGCAGCGCGAUGGAGCCGCUGAUCUCAUGCUGAUGUUUGCGUCCACGAUGGAUACUUGUAUGUCCGCGUUAAGCUUCCGAUUUCACAGCAUCAUAAAUGGAGGAGGAGAGUGACAACCGCAAGAUCAACAACAGCUUCCUUCGGGAUCACAACUAUGCAACAGAAGCUGACAUCAUCUCUACAGUUGAGUUCAACUCAACAGGGGAGCUCUUGGCCACUGGGGAUAAGGGAGGACGUGUGGUGGUUUUCCAGAGGGAGCAGGAGAGUAAGAACCAACCUCAAAGGAGAGGAGAGUACAACGUUUACAGCACCUUUCAGAGCCACGAGCCAGAGUUUGACUACUUAAAGAGUCUUGAGAUCGAGGAGAAGAUCAACAAAAUAAGAUGGCUGCCCCAACAGAAUGCAGCGUACUUCCUUCUCUCCACCAACGAUAAAACUGUGAAGCUGUGGAAAAUCAGUGAAAGAGAUAAAAGACCAGAGGGCUACAACCUGAAGGAUGAGGAUGGGAGGAUCCGAGACCCUUCCACCAUAACAUCACUACGGGUACCCGUGUUGAGGCCAAUGGACCUCAUGGUGGAGGCGACGCCGAGAAGGGUUUUCUCCAAUGGCCACACGUACCACAUCAACUCCAUCUCGGUUAACAGUGACUAUGAGACAUACAUGUCCACGGAUGACCUUAGGAUCAACCUGUGGCACCUGGAAAUCACCAACAGAAGUUUCAACAUUGUCGACAUUAAGCCAGCUAAUAUGGAGGAGCUGACAGAGGUGAUCACAGCGGCAGAGUUUCACCCACACCACUGCAACACUUUUGUGUACAGCAGCAGUAAAGGCUCCAUCCGUCUGUGCGACAUGAGGGCUGCUGCGCUCUGCGAUAACCACUCCAAGUUCUUUGAAGAGCCUGAGGACCCAAGUAACCGGUCCUUUUUUUCUGAAAUCAUCUCAUCCAUCUCCGACGUCAAGUUCAGCCACAGCGGACGCUACCUAAUGACCCGGGAUUAUCUGACGGUUAAGGUGUGGGACCUGAACAUGGAAAGCAAACCCCUGGAGACCUAUCAGGUACAUGACUACCUGAGGAGUAAACUCUGUUCCCUGUAUGAGAACGACUGCAUCUUUGACAAGUUCGAGUGUGUUUGGAACGGAUCAGACAGCAUGAUCAUGACCGGCUCCUACAACAACUUCUUCCGAAUGUUUGACCGCAAUACGAAACGGGAUGUGACCCUGGAGGCGUCGCGAGAGAACAGCAAGCCGCGGGCCGUCCUGAAGCCACGCAAAGUGUGUGUGGGUGGGAAGCGACGCAAGGACGAGAUCAGUGUCGACAGCCUGGACUUCAGCAAGAAAAUCCUUCAUACCACCUGGCACCCCUCCGAGAACAUCAUCGCUGUAGCCGCCACUAACAAUCUCUAUAUCUUCCAGGAUAAGGUCAACUAAUACAGGCACAGCCUGGGUGGCCCUUCACACACACAAACACAUACACAAACACACACACAUACACAUACACAUACACGCAUGGACACAUACACACACCAACAGGCAGACUGGAGUGCCUAAUCGCUGCAUGGGGCCAGUGUUUGGCUACAGGAGCCAUGAUGCUGGUGGGCUGUAGACUUUUUAUGUUGAAGAUGGAGCAGGAAACGGAGAGCAUGAGCAGACCGGCAUUAAGGACGCAGGCAUGUUGCGCACUGGAGAGUGGGAAAAAUAUGUGCUAUGCUAUUUUACAUAUUUUCAUCACCACAACCACAUUUUCUCUCUUUCUCUCUUUAACACCCUUUAUUUAUUCUAUUUAUUUACUUCUCCAUUUGAAGGAAAUGUCCAAUGUUUUGCAAUUGAAACAGGGCUGCAUUACAUGCACUGUUUCAUUAGUAUUAUUAUUAUUAGGUUUAACAGAUCUGACUCUAAGGACGGUAUCAGUAAGUUUUGUUUGGUCUGUUUUUCAUUGACUCUCGCAUCAGUGCUCAGGAUUGUGACACCAAAGGGCACUCUAUAAUGAAGCUGACGAAGGUCUAGACAGGAAGGACGCAGCUCCAUUCCCUAAAGCCCUUCAUCUACAACACAGCUGUCGAUGAAACUGAAGUGGACUUUGGAUGUGGUCAUGCACACUGAUGCUAAGACCAGAUACAAUCUCUGGACAUAAUUCUAAUUCUUUGCUACUUGAUUCUUUGAGAACAUGGAGGUUAAGUGGUCUGAAGUCGUUGCCGUUUUAUUCGUCUUUUUAUGUUACCAUUUCAUUUAAUAAGCUGUGGUGCCUUCUUUUCGUAUGUGGACUUGAGUGCAGUUGGGAAGGGGGUUGAUGGGAUGCGUGUUUUUGGAUGGUGUGAUAUGUUGGUUUGUGGAAUGUGACUGUUUUUUGUUUUUAUAAAAUGUGGACUGAAUAGCUUUGUGUAAGGAAAAACGAAUGAAAAUGAUGUACUCAAGUACGCAAAAUGUAAGUACUUGAAUUUUGCAAAACAGGUCAUGAUGUCAGCUCUGUAGACUUAUGAUUUAGGAAGUGUACGUCCCUGGAUUUAACUCAUUCAGUGCAGUGUUAGGUGGAAGCUGUUAUUGCACUCGUGACAAAUCACUCUAAUUAUCUAAGAGAAUGUCUGCUCAACAGGGUGCAAACAACAGCAUGAAAUACUUUUGCCUCUUAUUCAAACAGCUCACAUGUUCCACUAUUGUGCAUUUCUCUCAGACGGCUAAUGCACCAUCCUACUUUUAAGUAUGUUUCAUGAUGUGGAAGGAAAUGGCAGGUCGGCGAAAAAUGUAGCCUAACUAGACAUGAAGAAUAUAUGAUAUCAGGGAAUUUUAGGUACAAGUCCUUUAAAAACAAAUAAAAGUAACAUCUAACCAAUUUCAGUUGUGAACUUGUUAAUGAAACAAAGUUUUAUAGCUCAGAAUGUAUUUAAAUGCAAUUGAAUGACAUGCAGUCUUUAUGCUUAAUGGAAUUUGUUGGAAUAAAAAAUGAAAACGUGCGAGUUGAAA